Messenger RNA from Lactuca saligna, 1711 nucleotides. The record is from the annotation of a GenBank genome assembly. Lineage: Eukaryota; Viridiplantae; Streptophyta; Magnoliopsida; Asterales; Asteraceae.
AUGCAAGUUUUUCACUCAACUUCCUCAUCAGUUCUUAACUUCUUGUACAAUUUCGGUGAUUUUCUUCUUUUUGCAGGAUUUGUGUCUCCAAUUACCACAUUAAAAGAGGGAUUCAAAGGCCCUAGGAGCCAAAACAUGGAAUUCGAGAGUAAUACUACAAAUUGGGAUGGGGUUUACUACUACCCACAUCUAUUUGGUGGCAUUAUGCUAACAGCUGCAUUGCUUGGUUUAUCAACAAGUUAUUUUGGUGGCAUGAUGGGGUUUCCUACUUUGCCUUAUAUGCUAUCUUACUUGAGAAACCUUCAAAAGGAAAAAGGGGGAAAGAAACGAAUUAGGGUUUACAUGGAUGGUUGUUUUGAUCUUAUGCAUUAUGGACAUGCUAAUGCUUUAAGACAAGCUAAAGCUUUGGGUGAUGAAUUGGUGGUUGGACUUGUAAGUGAUGAGGAAAUUAUCAAGAACAAGGGCCCACCCGUUUUAUCUAUGGAAGAGAGGUUGGCUCUUGUUAGUGGAUUGAAGUGGGUGGAUGAAGUGAUUUCUAAUGCACCAUAUGAAAUUACCGAAGAGUUUAUGAAUCGACUUUUUAAUGAGCAUAAGAUUGAUUACAUCAUACAUGGUGAUGAUCCUUGCUUACUUCCUGAUGGAAGUGACGCAUAUGCCCUUGCAAAAAAAGUUGGUAGAUACAAGCAGAUAAAACGUACGGAGGGCGUUUCUAGUACAGAUAUUGUAGGAAGAAUAUUGGCUUCUAUAGAGGAGAAGAAAGGAACUCAAGUUUCUGAUGAAUCAUUGGAGAAUGAGAUGAAUAAAAGUGUGGAGAGUUUAUUAAAAUGUAAAAAUGCUUCAAGUUUUCUUCCUACUUCAAGAAGAAUUGUGCAAUUCUCUAAUGGAAAGGGUCCUGGACCAAAUGCUCGUGUGGUGUAUAUUGAUGGAGCAUUUGAUCUUUUUCAUGCUGGACAUGUUGAGAUUUUGAAGAGUGCUCGACAACUUGGAGACUUUUUGCUUGUGGGUAUUUAUACCGAUCAAAUUGUGAGUGAACAAAGAGGAACACAUUUCCCUCUUAUGCAUUUGCAUGAAAGGAGUCUUAGUGUUUUGGCAUGUCGAUAUGUUGAUGAGGUCAUCAUUGGUGCUCCAUGGGAGAUUACAAAGGACAUGAUUACAACUUUCAAUAUCUCAUUAGUUGUGCAUGGAACAGUUUGUGAGGGCAAGUCUUCUAUUAAUGGCAAGCUAGAUGAUCCUUAUUCGGUUCCCAAAAGUAUAGGCAUCUUCAAAAUGCUUGAGAGUCCAAAAAAUAUCACCACAACUUCUGUGGCUCAAAGAAUAAAGGCCAAUCAUGAGAUCUAUGAGAAAAGAAAUGCGAAGAAGGAAGCGAGUGAGAAAAAGUUUUAUGAAGAAAGAAAAUAUAUAUCGGGAGACUAAUUAAUGAUUAGGGUUAUUAUCAUUCAUAUACUUUGACAUAGAAGAAGGUACUUUGAGAUGAGAUGUAUUUGUAAGUUUUUUUGUAUUUUUGAUUUAUAGGAUGAAUGAUUAGAUGGUUGUUAUGAAUAUGAACAAAUGAGUAAUGAAGUUUUAUCAUGUAUUUCUGUAAAUCAAUUUUUUGGUGUCUAUGAUUGAAUUUUGUAAAAUUGAUUUUUUUCUUGAAUGAUUCUUGUUUGUAAAUGGUUGAUUUUUAUAUGUAUGAUUAACUUUUCUUCUCUUUUUGGGGAUUUGAUGGAGU